Molecule: messenger RNA, 540 nt
Organism: Strongylus vulgaris
Lineage: Eukaryota; Metazoa; Nematoda; Chromadorea; Rhabditida; Strongylidae
Source: the annotation of a GenBank genome assembly
AUGAUAAUUUCUGGUCGGGUUGGCACUCGAUUUGCUUCUUUGAUAAAAGCCGCACCCGAUAAGGAAAUUCCUGGACCAUUUAAACCACCCAACGUUUCCCAAGAACCCCCGCCCACAUUGCUGGCAAAUCAAGAAAAGGCUAAAACAAAACGCGAACUUUCUCCGGAACAACCGGAAGAUCCGAAAUCAGCUCGAAAUGAACAAACAGCGAGAAACGCCAAAUCAUCACGUGCUCCAUCGUUUGUUCCAGUUAGUGAGCCAGAACCACCUGUUACCCCUCCAGCAAAACGAAGUACGUUACGACCUCCAAUGUCUGCUGCUGCAUACCGCCUUGAAGCUGAUUCGUUGAAUAUUCUAAUGAAUCAGGUUCUGGAACAAAUGGAGAAAGGCCCAGUAAGCUUGAAUUUGGUAGCAAGAGUAAAGGCUCAUCCUAUGUACGACUCCAGACCCAUGGUUAAAGAGCUUUUGGAGAGUAUCAUGGCUGCUCAAUCUGAGCAAAUUCAACGUGAAACGAAGAAACUCGUUCAGCAGCAAAGCCAG